Molecule: messenger RNA, 1602 nt
Organism: Ruditapes philippinarum (Manila clam)
Lineage: Eukaryota; Metazoa; Mollusca; Bivalvia; Venerida; Veneridae
Product: alpha-(1,3)-fucosyltransferase C-like
Exons: 1
Coding region: 38-1477 (479 amino acids)
Cellular component (GO): membrane
Molecular function (GO): alpha-(1->3)-fucosyltransferase activity
Source: RefSeq, a predicted model, not a curated record
UUUUAUUUCAUACUCAUACAUUUUCUGAACAAAGAUUAUGAAGACUGGUUUUAUUACAUUUGUGCGUAAGAUUUGUUUUCUGUUAGUAAUUGUAGGAAUAAUUUGUGUCGUCUUCGUGAAUAUUCAGUUUAAUAUGAAAGGAUAUUGGUUGAUGCCGACGGCAUUGUCAUAUUCAUUCGAAAAUGUCAAGAAUUUUAUACGGAAUAGUAACAUUUCUAAACCGGAAGUUGAAAAACAAAGCCGCAGACGAUUAAUAAACGUGUUUGAAGGUGUGCAAGUAAAGAAAAAAUCUGGGAAAUUUGCAGACACGGUAAUGCAGUUUUCUGACAACAAUACAAGAAUUGAUGUAGAUAGUAAUAAAGAAACUGAGAAGGAAAAUCGCAAAGUUAACAUUCUGUGGUACAAUAAACCUGCAUGGAUAGAUCUUAGUUUUGCAAAUCGUGUUUUGCCAUCUGAUUGCAUUUACAGAAAUUGUAGAAUGUCAGACGACAAAUCAGAUAUUCAAAAGUAUGGAGCCGUGGUGUUUACAUUAACACAACAAUUAGACAUCAUACCCCCUGUGGUAAAAAAUGAAAGAAAUGGUGAUCAAGUUUGGAUAUUUUUCGGUUUAGAAUCGCCAGUAAAUCACAAAUUAAUAAACUACCGACACAACAGUUGGAUGGAUACUAUGAAUUGGUCCAUGUCUUAUCGUUUGGAUUCGGACAUAUUUUUUCCAUAUGGAAUGCUUGAAGAGAGAAAAGAGGUUCCAAUAAAAGAUUAUAGUGCAAUAUAUCAUCUAAAGACCAAACAAGCUGCUUGGUUAGUGAGUAAUUGCGGGGCACCAAGUAGGAGGGAUGAUUUCGUGUCGGAGUUGAAGAGGAGUGGCUUGGAGGUUGACAUAUUUGGUGUCUGUUCUGAUAAUGUAUUUCAUAACAGAGGUGACAUGACUAAACUUAUUGACCAGGAGUAUCAGUUCUACCUGAGUUUUGAAAACAGUUUAUGCCAAGAUUACAUAACAGAGAAGUUCUUCCGGUAUUAUAAUCUUAAUGUUAUAUUGGUGACCAGAGGCGGAGCGGAUUAUGACCACGCCCUUCCAAAUGACACUUUUAUCAACUCCGCCCACUUUACUACUGCACGAGCAUUGGUUAAGUUCUUACAUAAAGUGGGUUCAUCGAAAACCCUUUACACGGACUUUUUGAGAAGGAAAGACAAAUAUUUUGCCCAUGAAUUGUUUACAAUGACAACGGGCUACUGUAGUAUGUGUGAAAAACUUAACAACCUGAAUAGAAAUAGAAGAAUGUACGCUGACCACGUGACUUAUAUACACGAAGAAACCUGUUGGGAACCAUCAGAUAUACAAUCAAUAACUACACAAUUCAACUACAAUGUUGUUUUAAUAAUAAGUCUACCCGUUUUAUUUCUAAUAUCGUUAUUAUUGUGUUAUUUUGCAAGAAAUCAUGUACAUACUUCAUUUUCUAGAUGUUUAAGAAAAGAAUGACACGAAUUACAAAAGCUACAUAAAGUGUUCAUAUAUCUAUAGUUUAUAUCAUUAGUUAAAAAGCUUUUUUAUGGCUCUAUAUAAACUGAUGUUUGCAUUUGUAACCCAAGUCGCUAGACCUCUAA